AACAGCUGCACAAGAGAAGAAGAAGAAGAAGAAAAGGAAGAAGAAGAAGCAGCAAGAGUCGAUCAAGAAAAUAUGAUUCACACAAUCAAUUAAUGGAGUCGCCGACGAGCUGCUCUCCAGCAAAAAACUGCUAAAUGAACAACCAGCCGCUGCUCACAUCACACUUUCUCUUCAUUAAUCCGGAAACCGUGAGUUGACAAAUUUGUCCACCUUCAGAGGAUAAUGCCAAGUCAGUCGCUGUUGCCGUUUGUGGAGAGUCCAGAUGGACUUGGACAAGACAUUUUGAUUAGUAACAGUGCAGACAUCCCUGGGUCUGGCUCCAGCAUGACUCCAUAUACCAUCUGCAUAGAUAAGCCUGUGUUGCAGUCUGUUGAAGGCCUACCUCUGUCUUGUAUGUUCUGUGACAAGACGUUUACUGACCAGGAGGAGCUGGGGCCACACGUGUUAACACAGCACCCCACCACUUUGUUUGAACCGACUGUGCUUCGUGUUGAUGCGGAGUUCAGGAUCCCAGGAGAGAGGUCUCGACCAAAACAGAGUAGCCUCACUGUUGAAAAGGAAGAGGAUCACAGCUGUAUAGUGUGUGGUCAGGUAUCACAAGAUGCCAUUGAACUGGAGACUCACCUGAGGAAGCACAAAGAUUACUUUACUUACUGCUGCAAUGUUUGUGGGCGGCGAUUUAGGGAACCAUGGUUCCUUAAGAACCACAUGAAGAUGCAUGUAAGCAAGUCAGGACCAAAGAGCAAGGCCCUGCUAGACCCGGAGGCACCAGCCACAAUCAACGGUGUUACCCAGGAGCCCACAGAACCUGGAGUCACCCUUUACAAAAUGUGCAUGGUCUGUGGGUUUUUCUUCCCUGACCAAGACAGUUUGCUCGAACAUGCUAAGAUACACAAUCGGGAGGUGGAACCAGGCAGAAAUAAACACAAGGAGAACACUGAUGCUUUAACUGCAUCCUCUGCCACACAGGAAACAUUUCUUCACGGCCUCAAACUCCUGCCUCACUCACAAGGAAGUGGUUUGCAACCAGAGAGAUCAUCAAAAUGGAUCGCUCAACUCGACUCCUUUGUCACAUAUCAGGCCUGGCAGCUUGCUACAAGAGGCAAGGUCGCAGUCUGCCCCAAUAAUGCUAAAGACGCUGGUCAGGAGACCAGCACAGAUAACGAAGAAUGUGGCUCUGAUAAGGAGGAGCUGAAUAAUUGCACUGAGGCACAAGGAGACAAGGAUGUGAAAGAAGUCUCUGGAAGAGAGCAACAGACUGCAGCUGAAAACCCACGGCCAGUGCGGCGGUCUCUCAUUCAAAAAGCCAAGGACAAAGUUCGUCCGACCACUUGUGAGGAUUGCCAUAAAGCCUUCAGGACGUACCACCAGUUAGUUCUCCACUCCAGGGUGCACAAGCGUGAGAAGGCUGGUGAAGAGAUCCCCACUUCUUCUGCUGAUGGGAAAUUGUCACAGGUCAGCUCGCUAGAGCACGCAGAGGAUGGCGGUGAGGAGGGAGUCGACGACGCAGCGCUGACGGAGAACAUAGGUGCAGGUGAAGAUGUUUUUGACCAAUCUAAAGCCAAAUCAAAAGCCUGCAGUUUUUGUGGUAGAUCAUAUCGCUCAAGUUAUUAUCUCACCAUCCAUCUGAGGACUCACACAGGUGAAAAACCAUACAAGUGUCCUUACUGUGACUAUGCUGCAGCACAAAAGACUUCACUGAAAUAUCAUAUUGAUCGCCGUCACAAGAAUAGACCUUACACGCACAUCCCCAGCAGACCUGUGUCAUCUCCGAAUGACGAAGAGCACGGAGAUAGCACUGAAAAUCCUGCCCCCAGCGGAUCCAAACUUUGGCUGCCAGGGGCCAGUUUAUGCACUAAUGGAAAACUAGAGGACAAAUUUGACAGCAUCGGUAGCAAACCUGAGAAGUCACUUGUUCAGAUUAAUUCUGAGUGUGAGAAGUUAAUUCCAAAGUCUGAAGAUGCAUUGGUAAAAUGCCCUGUACCAGUUAACCUGAAGAUGGAAAGUAAGGGGCUAAAAGAUGAGGACUCUGAGGCCCCAUUAAAUCUGUCCUUAAAAGUGUCUCUGUCCAUAUCUGCUGUUGACGAACCCAGGAAUGCCUUAAUUCCAACUGUCUGUUCGUUGUGUUCAUAUAAAACCAUUUAUCCAGAAGUUUUGACCAUGCACAAGAAGCUGACUCAUAAAGACAAGACUGACAGUCACAAAAAGAAUAGUUUUGUAGGUAGCUGGAGACAAAAACGGUACACCGGCUGUCCUCCUGCCCUUUGCGGGAAAGAUGUCGCCCCGCUUCCAGUAUUUGUCAGGAGCCACCCACGCCGAACAAAGUCCCCGACCCCUCAGCCUGUGAAACCACAAGAGAACCCGGCACCCUCUAACCCACCUCCUGCUCCAAAACAGUCGCCUGCCCUCUUACUGCCCCAGGAAGCUGUCUGGGAGACACAGCGAUGCAAACAGAAGGUUGAACCUCACAGCGACCAGGAAUCCUCAAGAUAUACCGAGCUCAUGAAGAACUCCAACAUGGGUAGGAAGCAUGUAAUGUAUAGACCAACAGCAAGACCGGGAAAUGGGGGCAGGAGUUACCCAGUGAGAGGCGGCAUCAUUUGGCCCUCUGAUGCGGCUAGGCUGUGUCUGUCAAGUCCCUUUGGAAGACUCCCGCAAAUUGAUUUUGGGGAACCAUCAUUCAAAAGGUUAAAAUACUGUUCACCUUCAGCAAAGGAGCCCGACACGGUGGAGAAACCUGGCUUCAGAGUUCCAGCAGUGGAUGGAGGGAGAAGUGCUAAUACUACAGUGCAGGAGCCGUGUCCAUCCACCGCUGCCGGGCCUUUAGAUCCUGUGAAGAGCAUGACUACAAGUGUUGGAGGAGGAUUAGACUCUGAUUGGAACAUGAUGACGACACUUCUGCAUCCGUACACACCCACUGACCUGGCAACACUCUAUCACAGCGCACCGACGAAUAUCAGUCAAGGAGGGCGGGCUAAUCCAAGAGCAGGUCUUUCCCAAGGAGUCCGAACUGUGAUGUACCCACACUUGCCCGCUUUUCCAAAUCUGCAGAGGAGAGACUCAUCGGGCGCGUUCUCUCAUCACCACUACGGUGCCACGGACAAAACUACCUGAAACCACGGUAACAUACAUGUUGUAUUGGUCGUUAUACACAUACAGUAUUGUCCAUGUGUAUGUUUUCAGUCUGUGGCCAGAAUCUCUGUAUUAUUUGGUUUGAUACACUUUUUUUAAAAUUUAAAAUAUGAUCAGCUUCAUUUAUAUUGUUUAGGGCUUUUUUUUUUAUUGUUUUCCUUUGAGAUUGAAAACUGUGCUGCUACUUUUUUUUUUUUUUGAGAAUUUAUUUUGAAAACCUGUUGUUGAAUAAGUGAGAUGGUUUGUGUGUAAAAUGUGUAACAGGUUCCUCCACUUUAUUUACUGCAGAUGGGAAAAUUACGCAGAUAUUUCAGAGCUCGUGCCUUCUGUAAUUAUACUUUUUAUUUUAUGAGAGUGCAGAUAAUCUCUUUUGGAAAAUAUUCCACUGGUUUGCACGGUGCCAUUUUCUUUCGGUUCAUUCUGUAUUUGUUGAGCCACACUAAUGUUCAUUUACUUGUUCUGAAAUCCACUUUUGCAUGAAAUGAUAAACUUGUCAAUAAACAUUCAGUCUAUUAAGUACAAAUGCAAGAAAACUAAUGUGUGAAGAUUUGCUGCCCUGCUCAGUUGCCCUUGUUACAAAGGCAUCAUGCAGACUGUACUGAAGCACGAUUGUAUUUUCUUCAUUUUUUUGUUUUCUCACCUCCCCAAAGUACUGAUGUGUGGGGAAUUUUUGUGUGGAAUAAGUUGAUGUCUUCAGUGGUUUACAAACGGGCCACGGUAACAUGUUCCAUGUAUCUUGAAGUGGUCUACCUCAGAUGGCGAUCGAGACACACUGUUAUUUUUGUAAAGCUGCUGUAGCUAUCAUGUCAGCUGAGCCUCUGUACCUAGUUUGUAUUUCCGAGAGCGACGUUUGGAGAUUAUCUGGUGAAACGCAGCAGCUACUGCUGAGACCAUAUUUACCUGUGAUACGUAACUUCAGUCUGAGAUGUAAAUUUCUUUAUAUUUUUAAUAUUGGUAGGCUGAGGACUAAAGGAAGAAACAGAUUUUUGUUUGAUGUGCAUCUCUGCAUAUCUUUAAUCUGACAAAAAUAUCAAAUCAUCCUGGGGUUGACUGUAUUUGUGUAUUAAAGGGCAAGUUGCCUUAAUGUAUUAGUUGCAUUGUUAGCAAUCAACCUUGAUUAGCUUUUGACACCACACCUUUGAAAAUUGCAUAAUGACAAAAAAUAAGGUUUUUUGGGGAGGGUGGAAUAAAUGAGUGUCAGUAGAGCUCUGAAUUCUUUUUUCUUUAAGGUCUGUGUGUGUGUGUGUGUGUUUGACCCCCCCCCAAAAAAGUGAAAUAACCCUAUAAAUGCAAUGCUGUACUAUUUGGACUGCAUAUUUGGUCAUUAGUCAUCAAUUUGCUUUUAGUGUGCAGAAUCCUAAAAGUAUUAAAUUUUUCCAUGAGUCCCAGCUUAUGCAUCUGGUUUAAAUAUAUAUAUAUAAAAAAGCAGCUGUAAUGAAUGGCUCAUACACUGUAAAGGUGAAUUCUCAGGUUAAGUCGUAUAUGCAGGCUAUUAAGAUAUUCUGUUGUGUAAUAUGGCAUUUUUGCCACUUUGAAAAAUUGGGCUUUAAGUUAUUUUUGGUUAUGGUGUUAUUAUGUGUGUGUGUCUGUUAAAAAAAAUUGUUUAUGAUUUAUUUGACACAUUUCAAUAAUAAAGGUGAUAAGUA
Thalassophryne amazonica is the source of this 4778-nucleotide messenger RNA. RefSeq names its product zinc finger protein 217 (gene znf217). The transcript is spliced from 5 exons. The coding region runs from base 223 to 3114 and encodes 963 amino acids. The record is from RefSeq and is a predicted model, not a curated record. Gene Ontology annotation, molecular function: DNA-binding transcription factor activity, RNA polymerase II-specific; RNA polymerase II cis-regulatory region sequence-specific DNA binding. Lineage: Eukaryota; Metazoa; Chordata; Actinopteri; Batrachoidiformes; Batrachoididae. Gene Ontology annotation, cellular component: nucleus. Gene Ontology annotation, biological process: regulation of DNA-templated transcription.